AUGUCGUCGUCCAUGGCGCAGCGGCUGAAGGGCAAGACGAUAGUCAUUACCGGCGCGAGCUCGGGCAUUGGCAAGAGCGUGGCCCUGGAAUUUGCGCGCACGCAGCCCGAGGACUUGAAGCUGGUUAUUACGGCGCGGAGGAUCGACACCCUGAAGGAGGUGGCCAAGGAGAUUGAGGGGUUUGCAAAGGGCGUGAAGGUACACCCCGUCAAGCUGGACGUCAGCAAGCCGGACGAGAUACAGGGCUUCGUGGGCCAGCUGCCGGACGAGUUCAAGGAGGUCGAUGUGCUGGUCAACAACGCCGGCCUCGUCAAAGGCGUCGCCCAAGCCCCAAACAUUGCCGCCGAAGACAUUGCCGUCAUGUUCGACACCAACGUCACCGGCCUGAUUAACAUGACGCAGGCCAUCCUGCCCAUCUUCAAAGCCCGCUCCGACGGUGGUCGCGGCGACAUCAUCAACAUCGGGUCCAUCGCCGGCCGCGAGCCCUAUCAGGGCGGCAGCAUCUACUGCGCCACCAAGGCCGCCGUGCGCUCCUUUACCGAGUCUCUGCGCAAGGAGCUCAUCGCGACCCGCAUCCGCGUCAUCGAGAUCGAUCCCGGGCAGGUCGAGACCGAGUUCAGCGUCGUGCGCUUCUAUGGCGACAAGGACAAGGCAAAGAAGGUGUAUGAGGGCGUGGAGCCACUGACGGGCGAUGACAUUGCCGAGGUGGUGGUUUUCGCCGCGGGGCGGAGGGAGAAUGUGGUGCUGGCGGACACGCUGGUGUAUCCGAACCAUCAGGCAGCGGCCACCGUCAUGCACCGAAAGACGGCGUAG
This is a messenger RNA of Paraphaeosphaeria sporulosa, 813 nucleotides long. Its product is annotated as NAD(P)-binding protein. Gene Ontology annotation, cellular component: cytosol. Bases 1 to 813 code for a protein of 270 amino acids. Lineage: Eukaryota; Fungi; Ascomycota; Dothideomycetes; Pleosporales; Didymosphaeriaceae. Gene Ontology annotation, molecular function: oxidoreductase activity. The transcript has 3 exons. The record is from RefSeq and is a predicted model, not a curated record.